AGCUUAAAUGGCAAAACAGACCUGGAUGAAACUAUGUCUCAUGAGACAUGUAGGCCUAUAGUUAUGUAAAUAGUAGGCCAAGUCCUCUAAGUUUUAUAAUUUUCGAAUUUACACAUAUUUUAUGGAGUGGACCUUUUUUCUACACAUCACGUUUAAGCAUUGAAUCAUCACAAUCAUCCUUCUGCCUCCUAAUUCAUGGUUAGUUUCCUCAAACACCAAAUGGCUCGUAAAUACCGAGGUCUGUCGCCCACUUUCCAACUCCUCAGUUUUCCGCUAAUUGGGUCUGGACUCGGAAUAAUGUUUUAAGAGAAUUGAUGACAUUAGAUCCAUUAACAGAACAAUACAUUUAAACCUGUCCGGUCUAUCUACAAUAACUCUUGGAUUCUUGUAAAAAAAAAUGCUCGGUUUGGGUGAGGAAAAGUUCCACUCACAAGAAGUAGCUUGUUUCGUGUUUGUUUCGAGCAGAUGGUUUCAGACCGCGCGCUCCAGACGCGGAGCGACUCAUUCUUUCCGACUGUUAAAGCGCGAGCGACUGGCCCGCGUGCGUCGUCCAGAUCUCUCGUGAAGCGAGUGUCGAGAUGGUCGAAGGGGAGGUGAUAUGGACCUGGCUGGGUGUCUCCUGCUGUCUCCUGCUGUGCGCCGUCAGCCCAGCGGGGGGCGAGAGUGCUGCAGGGGAGCCGCCAGACCUCUUCUGGGACUGGGAGCUGGGCUCCGGUGGGGGUCGACCCCUCCCCCAGGAGGAAUUCCUGCACAUCUUCUCUGCCGCCGAUAGUCCCUUCGUCACCGAGACCCUUAACCGUCCCGCCAACUGCAGCCAGCGGUUCCGGCUCCCGUCGGCCUCGGCGGUCUGUUGGGAGGACGCGGCCGGCCCGGAGGAGCUGGCCCGGUCCCGGCAGUUGGUUCUGCAGAACCAGGCGGCGCUGGAGGCCGUGGCCAGCUCCAGCGGGACGGAGGUGGAGGAGGGCGUGUCGACCGUGACGUACGCCCAGCGGGUGCGUGGUGAUCUGCGGGGCGUUGUGGUAGACCACCAGAGCAUGGGGGUGACCAUGGACACCAUGCAGCAGGUGUUGACGUCGCUGCAGGAGAAGAGGAGGGAGGGCACCGAGCAGAAGGUCUACCUGAGCAUGAGGGAGCAUCUCGCCAGCGCAGGGGACUCCAUCCACGGCAGAGAGCAGAUUGCAGAAAACCUGGAACACCAACUCUCCCAUCUCGAGACAUCUCUGCUCAACAUGCAGCAUCGCCUCAACAAGAUACUAAUGCAGUAAACACGCAACCUUUUCUCUGUGUUGGUUCGGGUGUGAGGCAUUUGUCAGGUAUUUGCACUCAUUCCAUAUUAUAUAUUAUGGCAAUGUAGGGGAUUUAGCACAUGUUCAAUCUCUCCACCGUAGCGGUGAGAACGGAACGAUUUAUCAGUAUGCAAUUAUAUUACAUUUACAUUUAGUUGAACCGAUACACGUUAUCCACAGCCAUGUACAAGUGAGGCCGUGAACAUUUGAAACAUACAAUAUUGAGGCAUCAAAAAUGUUAUUCCGUGGGCUUGAAUAGCACCAGUUUGUUUGUUUUGUUUUUUAAAAACAAAGUGCAGAUUAUCUCUAGGAAUCAGAACACCACUCUUCAUGUAUGAACAUCAUACAAACAUACACUCCAACGUUCAAGCGCUGUGGAAAGCUCUGAACUCUGUGAGUUUGAAACACGUGGUAUGCGGAUGCAUUAAAGAUUCCUGCUUAAACAGACAUGUUCCAUAAAGACCAUUUAUGGCAGACUGUCCAUUUUAUAGGUUCUCACAAAAAACAGGAGAAAAAAAAGGUUUAACUAGACUAGUAAAGUGGUUUGACCGAUAGCUGAAGUUUAAUUAGCCUCUUUGGAAUAUGAUGUAAAUGACUGUUGCACAUGGGAAGCUUUGAAAAUAUGUAAUUAUCGGAGAAUGUUUUAAAGGAUCAAUAAAGACGAUUAAACUGA
Messenger RNA from Gadus morhua (Atlantic cod), 1959 nucleotides. RefSeq lists its product as uncharacterized. The coding region runs from base 579 to 1265 and encodes 228 amino acids. The transcript is spliced from 3 exons. NCBI's taxonomy places the organism in Eukaryota, Metazoa, Chordata, Actinopteri, Gadiformes, Gadidae. The record is from RefSeq and is a predicted model, not a curated record.